Rhineura floridana is the source of this 1225-nucleotide messenger RNA. It is a transcript of the gene RNF212, whose product is annotated as ring finger protein 212. The transcript has 10 exons. Gene Ontology annotation, biological process: reciprocal meiotic recombination; homologous chromosome pairing at meiosis; protein sumoylation. The coding region runs from base 313 to 1101 and encodes 262 amino acids. Gene Ontology annotation, cellular component: synaptonemal complex. NCBI's taxonomy places the organism in Eukaryota, Metazoa, Chordata, Lepidosauria, Squamata, Rhineuridae. Gene Ontology annotation, molecular function: SUMO transferase activity. The record is from RefSeq and is a predicted model, not a curated record.
GCAAAGGGAGGGGCCAAGCAUAUCGGCUUUCCUCCUCUCCUUAGUGUCUCAGCACUUCGCUCGGUGGGGGAGGGGCAUACAGGCGCUCCUGUGUGCGCGUGGGUAUGCUUGCGUGUGUACGUAAGUGUGUGUGUGGGCAGUAAGGGGGUCAUUUUUUCUCCCUCAGGAGCGCUUUCUUCUCUAGAAAAAACAUUUCUCUUGGGACGCUUCUGGGCGCUUGGGAAAACCCCUUUUAUUUCAUAGCAGCUCCGUCGACUGCCUGUAGAUAAAAACAGAGGAAACAAACCCAGUAUCAACCCGCCCCCUUCCUUAAUGGCUGCUCUGGUAUUCUGCAAUGCAUGUUUCCAGAAGCCCCAAAGAGCCACUCAAAAGUUUUGCCUGACCAACUGUGGCCAUGUUAUCUGUGAACAGUGUCUCCAGAAAGGUAAAAAAGAUGAGUGUGUGAUUUGCAGAGCUCCUUGUCGUACAAUAGUCCUUUCGAAAAAGGUGAAUUCAGAUAUCCAGUCACUGUUUACGGGAAUUGAUGGAUUAUGCAGAAAAUAUUCUAAAGAAGUCACACAAAUUGCCCAAUUCCAGGAAAAACACAGAAGGCAGUUAUUGGCACACUACAGAGGAAAGAUUACAAAACUGGAAGGCUAUCUUAAGAAGGCAACACAACAAAUGCAGCAUAUACAACAGAGGGUUUCAUCAAUGGAAGUAGAUCAUGUGCCAUCUUUAAUGAGGAAAACUGAGACAGUGGCUGGACCCACAAGGAUAUCAUUGAUAAGCCCACCUCAGAAAGGGCAUAUGGGCAGUGUUACAUGCAGAAGUUCUCAAUUGUCUGGAAUGACUUCUUGUCAGAACAAUACAUCAGGGUCUGUAAGGUCAUCACCCUUCAGAAUGCCCAGUAGGAAGACUUCUUAUAUGUCACCAUUUGUAUCAUCACAAAAUAGUAGAGAUCACAUAUCAGAUGGUUUUGGACAAAGAACUACUCAGCAUUAUCGAUGUAUACCAACACCUUCACUCUCGUCAGUAACAAGACAUCCAAUUAGACUUGCUGAUCUUUUACAAAGACAACAUUUAGGAUCCACUGGGCUUACAGGACAUUCGUUACAUAAAUAGAUGUACUUGCAAACUCCAUUCAACACAGAGAACUAAACCACUGAAUAUUUUAAUUGUAUAUAAAAAGCAUAUAAAGAUUCAUACCACUGUACAAUAUCUAGUUUGAUUAAAAUGUUUAAGAUUG